Molecule: messenger RNA, 6409 nt
Organism: Perognathus longimembris pacificus (Pacific pocket mouse)
Lineage: Eukaryota; Metazoa; Chordata; Mammalia; Rodentia; Heteromyidae
Gene: Tmem132d
Product: transmembrane protein 132D
Exons: 9
Coding region: 1177-4482 (1101 amino acids)
Source: RefSeq, a predicted model, not a curated record
GAAGGCCACACUGAAGAGCCCAGCCUGGAGCACCUCCUCUCUCCUUCCGGGUGGAAGUCCUCUAGGGGCACCAGUGGGAGGCGGUCCUGGGUGGACGGAGGGGGGCACCACUCCCCAGGACACUCACAGAUCCUUGCAGUUCCCAGUGGGGCUUUGGGACCCCUCUGCAGCUCUCUCUGGGCCGAAGCUACCUUGCCCUGCCCUCCCCUGUGGUUCGCAGGCACCCUGGCCAUCCGGGCUGGGCUGGAGGAGGGGCCUGGGGCCCGGAGCCCGGCACCUGUUGGCGCCCCCGCCCGCUGCAGCCCCCGCCGGCGAGGGGGCGCCGGGAAGACCGGGGAGGUGGAUCAGCUUUGCGGAUUGGGGCUCACAGCUGUCACUCCGGAAGGGUGGGGCGUUUCAAAAUUAAAAAAAAAAAAAAACAACAAAAAAGAAGAUUUGAAGGCGAACCCCGCCACCCGCGCCGGGCAGGGCGCGCUCGGAUGCAGGCCCGGCGGAGCGGGGCCAGGGCGCCGGCGCGCGGGCGACAGCUGCAGCUCCCAGCCGCGGGCCCGAGCCGGUUCCUCCUCCGCGCGCUGCGGGCGCCGGGCCGGCGGGGAGCUCCUCCAGCCUGAGCCCCGCGGGCCGGGCCGGGCCCGGGGCCGCAGCGAGCCCGCGGCGGCGGGGCCGGGGGCAGCGGCGCCCACCAAACUUUCGGCUCCGGAGCGCGUGUGCGCGCGCCAAUCCCGGGACGCAGUGGGCGCGCGCGAUGGGGUCUGGGAGCGGGGGCGCCCCGCGCCGCCCCGCGCCCCCGGCCGCCCGUCCGGGGGCCUCCGCGCUGGCUCUGCUGGCGCCCCGGGAGCCGCAGCCCGGCUCCGCUGUCCCCCGAGCCCGGGCCCGCUAGCCGGCCCCGCGCCCUCCGCCCGGCUGCCCGGGUCGCCCUUCGCGUGGGGAAGCGAGGAAAGCGCUCUCGCGGCUGAAAUUAAGGAGGUUUAAAUCCCGGUGUGGCGAGGACCGCGGGGGAUUCGCCUGCGCGCGGCCAGACUCGGAAGCAACUCCCGAGCCCGCGCAGCAGCCGCCGGGCGGCCAUGGACCGGCGCGGGGAGGGCGCACGGCGCCCCGGCCGCUCGCGCCCCUGACCCGGCGACGCCCGUGUCCGCCCGGCCGCCGAGCGCCCGGCCCCGCACUCCGGGCUCAGGCAUGUGCGCGUCUGAGAUGGGGGCGCGCCGGCACCUGUGGUCCCCGGUGCUUAUCAGCCUGGCCGCCCUGUUCUCCAAAGUGGCAGAGAGCCGAGGCAUCCUGGAGAGCAUCCAGCGGUUCUCCCUGCUGCCCACCUACCUGCCGGUGACCUACCGCAUCCACCAGGCUGAGGUCGCCUUCUUCCUGAAGGAGGCCAACCAAGACUUGAUGCGCAACUCCAGCCUGCAGUCGCGCGUGGAGUCCUUCCUCGUCUACAAGUCCCGGGGCCUGCCACGCCUCAGUGCCAGCUACGGGCCCUUCUCCACAGAGCAGGCCGUGCCCCAGGACCUCCUGCUGCUGACCAGCCCCUUCAGACUCACCAACACCUUCCCCCUCAACUGGAAGCUGCAGGCCCGUGUCCUGCGGGAGAAGAUCUACCCAAGCCGGCCCCAUGUACAGAUCCUUUUCCAUAUUGCGGGCCUUGACUGGGAGGACCGCGGGGCCCUGGAGGAGCCGCUGCCCUGCCUGCGGGUCUUCGCCUUCCGGGAGACUCGGGAGGUGCGGGGCGGCUGCCGGCCUGGGCCGGCACUGGGGCUGUGUGUGGCAGAGCUGGAGCUGCCGCCGGGCUGGUUCAGCAUUGCCCCAGGGGUGGCGGGGCGCAGGCGGCCCCCCGAGCCACAGGACGGGGCUCGCGUUGAGCUCUAUUACUCGGUUCAACCUGGGGACGCGCAUGGGGACUGCACCGGGACUGCCCGGAGGACAGGCGUCGGGCUCCACACCGGCCAUAACGACAUUGACGAGUCGGGGCCUCCCUUGCACAGGAUCGGAAGCGUCUUCCUGUACCCGAGCCCUGGCAGCCCGGCCCAGCGUGAAUUGCGACUGGAUAGCAAUGUGGCCGUCCAUUAUACCCCUGGGACUGCAAGACCGGGAGAUGUGCUCACCUUCCCCGUCUCCGUCUCCAGGAACUGCACCGAGGGCCGCUUUACCCUCAGGGCGAAGGUACAGAAAGGUGUGAGCGUGGUCAGGGUGCGAGCCAGCAGUCCUGCCAUCUGGGAUGUCCAGGAGAGCUCGGAGCACACAGGGAAGCAUGCGCCCGCCGUCAUCUUCUGUCAGAAGAGAUCUGCUGGCUCCGAGAGCAGUGUGGACGGCGCCCCCUACGAAGUCAUGCAAAUUGACAUCGAGAUUGAAGAGCCUAGCCACCCACCAGCCACGCAGCUGGUCACCUGGCAGGUUGAGUACCCGGGAGAGAUCACGUCUGACUUGGGAGUGUCCAAGAUCUACAUCAACCACAAGGAUCUGAUUGCCGUCAUACCGCUGGCCAUGGAGACGGAGAUCCUGAACACAGCCAUCCUCACGGGGAAGACGGUGGCCGUGCCAGUGCAGGCGGUCUCGGUGGAGGAGGAUGGCACCGUGACGCCUCUGCGGGAGGCUGUGGAGUGCAGGUCCUCCGAUGAAGACGUGAUCAAGGUUUCUGACAGAUGCGACUAUGUCUUCGUCAAUGGGAAAGAAAUGAAAGGCAAAGUGAACGUGGUAGUCGACUUCACCUACCAGCACCUGCACAGCCCCCUGGAGAUGACAGUGUGGGUCCCCCGGCUCCCACUGCAGAUCGAGGUGUCAGACACGGAGCUCAACCAGAUCAAGGGCUGGAGGGUCCCCAUCUUCUCCAACAAAAGGCCAGCUCGGGACAGUGAGGAAGAGGAGGAGGAGGACAGGAAGGGCCGUGGCUGCGCCCUGCAGUACCAGCACGCCAUGGUGCGGGUCUUGACGCAGUUUGUGGCUGAGGCACCUGACCCUGGGGGUCACCUGGCCUACCUCCUGGGCUCAGACUGGCACGUGGACAUCACCGAGCUCAUAAAUGACUUCAUGCAGGUGGAGGAUCCCAGGAUCGCCAAGCUUCAAGGGGGACAGAUCCUGAUUGGGCAGGAGCUGGGGAUGACCACCAUUCAGAUCCUGUCCCCGCUGUCCGACGCCAUCUUGGCUGAGAAGACCAUCACUGUGCUGGAAGAGAAGGUGACCAUCACAGACCUCGGGGUCCAGCUGGUCACGGGACUUUCGCUCUCCUUGCAGCUUAGCCCAGGGAGCAACAGAGCCAUCUUUGCCACUGCAGUGGCUCAGGAACUUCUGCAGAGACCCAAGCAGGAAGCAGCCAUCAGUUGCUGGGUACAGUUCAGCGACGCGUCUGUCACCCCCUUGGACAUUUAUGAUGCAAGGGACUAUUCCCUGUUAGUCACAUCCCUGGAUGAGAAGGUGGUCUCUAUCCACCAGGACCCCAAGUUCAAGUGGCCUAUUAUCACUGCAGAAACCGAAGGCCAGGGAGCUCUGGUAAAGGUGGAAAUGGCGAUCAGUGAAUCGUGCCAGAAGUCUAAGCGCAAGAGUGUGCUGGCUGUGGGGACAGCCAACAUCAAAGUCAAAUUUGGCCAAAACGAUGCUAACCCCAACACCAGCGACACUGGACACCCUGGGGCGGGGGUUCGCUUGGAAAAUAACAUCAGUGACCGAAGGUCCAAAAAGCCUCUGCAGGACUGGAGCCAGGAAGGGCAGUACCAGGGCAGCUCCUCGCUGGGGCUCAUGGAGGGACAGGGGCGGGGAGGCACCACAGAGAGGCCAACCUUCCAGAGCAGAGAUGGCCAGGCAAGCCUGCUGGAUGGUGACAGCCACUUGCAGACAGUGACCAUGGACAUCGCCAGUUUCCCGGACCAGAUGGACCUCCCAAGGAGCCCCACAGAGAUGGAGGAGAGUGACCUCGCCCAGGUGGGCAGUGGCCUGGGCGACCUGGAGGUGGGCAUGUACGCGCUGCUGGGGGUCUUCUGCCUGGCCAUCUUGGUGUUCCUCAUCAACUGUGUGACCUUUGCGCUGAAGUACAGGCACAAGCAGGUUCCCUUUGAAGAGCAGGAGGGUCUGAGUCACUCCCAUGACUGGGUGGGGCUGAGCAAUCGGACAGAGUUGCUAGAGAACUCCAUGGACUUCACAUCUGCCCAGUGUGAGCAGAUCACUGCUGUGGACAGGGGUCUGGAUGCAGAGGAAAGUAAAUACCUGCUGAGCACCAGCUCCCCCAACAGCAUCAACGGUCAGCUGUUGAAGCCUGUGGGAGCCAUGCUCACCGAUGGGGAAGAUCAGAAGAGCGAGCCCCCAGCCUCCCCUACCUCAAAAAGGAAAAGAGUGACAUUCACCACCUUCUCUGCCAUUUCCUCCGACGACGGGUGCCCUGAAGGGAACACAGGAUUGGUGAGCAGUGAGGAUGACAUUCAGUGGGUCUGCCAGGACCUGGCACCCGGGCAGUGCACAGAGCUACAUAACUACCUGGAAAGGCUCCACGAGCAUGUGUAAGCCAGACCCGUGCACACACUUACUCUCACCAUUCAGCCUUUAAUCUGGGCACGUGUGGCAACUGUGCACUGCGGGGAGGAAGGGGCCACAGGACAAGGCAAGGGUGACACUGGCAAUACAGCCCCCAGGAAUACAGCCCCCUCUGUUUAGUUGGGGGGGGGUCCCCAGGUCUGCACUGAUGCACACAUCCCAGCAUCCAAUGUCUUCUUGCUCAAAGCUCAGAGGUUUAUCAUGCAUGACAGGGUUUAUCAUCCUGGCACACAGAUGACUUCCAAAUCACUGAGCUUUGAGAGUUUCCAGAAAAGUAAUCUUCUCUUGAAUCAAAACAACUCAGGUUUGCUAAAAUCCAUGUGACUUCCGAACUCGAUUUAGCAGACCAAGGAGAAAUGACAGAGUUGGAGGAUGAGUGCACAGACUGAUGGGAGGAAGUGUCCCAUACAGAGCCGCAUCUCUCAUGAGCAGAACCAGUCCUGUCCGGCCCUAGGAGGCAGGGUACCAAGCCGCCAUCCCCCAAAGACUGGGUCAAGCUUGGUUAUGGGUUGGUCAAGGCAGAUUCUGAUGAGGAUGGGAGCAACCUCAGAGGUAGGCUGCAAUUUGCUAAGAACAACAGGGACACACAUAUGGCUUAGAGCAUUUUUGUAUGUGUAAACAGAAGACACUGGGCACAGACUUCCAAUCGGGCUCAGAGAACAGGCCCUUUCCCCAAGUUCCCUCUGUUUGUGUGAUCUCCCCAUGGAAGUCACAAUGAAGCUAUGAGACACUUUGGGUUGCAUCAUUUCCUGAGCCUCUCUCUUCCCCCUCAGCCCCUGGUGACAUUCUCCACUCUGAAGAGGCUGGUCUUGCUGAAUUAGCAGUCGCCACAGUGAAUUCAACACCACGGUGUGUGCAUUCCCCUCACUAUUUUUCUAGAAAGAAGAGAGGGCUGUUUUGUACUGGCUCUGUCCUGACUCAUGUUGAGUCUCCGGUCCACUAACUCGCCCUCCGGCAUCCUUGUGGAUUGGGCAGUGCCCACAGAGCCAGACUCAGGCUGAGAUGCAGGUAGCAGCAGAAAGUCAGGCCCAGACACACUUGAGCAGCACCAGAGCCUCUUUCUUAAUGGAAAGUGGAAGUGUGGGAAGCAUCAGGGGUGUGUGGACCGCAGAGGUGCAAGCAACCCUGCCACUGGUCCUAAAGUCAGCCCCACGAGGAUCAACAUGGUAUAAAGUCAGAAUGACUGGGGUCAGUCACCACCCAUCAGAAACAAAGCUUGUGAAGAGGCACAGAGUGAGAGCGAUCUGACCCUCAAGAGACUGUGGGAGAGGGGCAGAAGAAGCCAUGCUUUUGGACUCAUCCUUCUCUUUGUGUUGUUUAACUUCACGCCAUUUUCUGUUCUGCUCUUCUGCUCUUUUUCCAACCUCUCUCUCCUCUUUGUGUCUCUUGUAUUUCUCUGAACCUAUCUGCUUCUCCUCUGUCAGUCUGCUUCCUUCUCCUGCUCUUUGCCUUCCUUUCCUCUUCCUCCUCUUUAUAGCUCCUCUUCCCCUCCUUCACCUUCCUCCUCUUCUUCUCUAUCACAUAACUGAGCCUCCUUAAGAGGCAGUCAUGUGAGUCCCGCCAGCCUCCUCUUUGACUCCCAGCCCCUCCUGCUGGCCCUCUGACUGUGGUGUUACCUGUGUGCUCUGAGCCCCAGCUUUCCACAGCCAGCAAGUCUGCAAGGUGAUUCACCAUUUGAGUUGGGUGACUAAACUGUCACCCCUUUGCCAUGAUCAUCCUUCACUUUCAGUCACCCCUGAACACAUUUCUUCCUAGUCUUACCCCUGUGAUGUUCAGUUGUAUACUGCAGCGAUUGCCUGAUCCCUGCCCCAUCUCUGUGUGGAAUGUAUUGUAGAUUGUAAGAAUGUAAUAUAUAUUUAUAAACUUCCAGACUGUAAAUAUAAACCAUGCACUCUGA